Cryptosporidium ubiquitum is the source of this 1236-nucleotide messenger RNA. RefSeq lists its product as uncharacterized. The transcript has a single exon. NCBI's taxonomy places the organism in Eukaryota, Apicomplexa, Conoidasida, Eucoccidiorida, Cryptosporidiidae. The record is from RefSeq and is a predicted model, not a curated record. The coding region runs from base 1 to 1236 and encodes 411 amino acids.
AUGAAUGAAAAGAAGAAGACUCCAUUCCAGGAGGCGGAGAAGAAAACAGAAAAACAGGAAUUAAGUGAAAAAAUGGAAAAUAAUUUGAGUGAAAGGAAGAAAGAGCUGUGGAUUAUUUCAAAGAGUUUUGGAGCUAUUACACUAAUUUCUGCAUUCAUGAAUCUGGUCCUGGUAGGGAUAAUGAUAUUCAUGCUAAACAGUCUGAUUAAAGGCAUAAUAUCGGAGAAUUCCAGGCAAAUGGCUAUUCAAAAAGGAAUUUGGUCGAACUUUGUUGAAAGAAAUUCAAGAAUUGAGAAGAAUUCUCAGAAUGAAAAAAUGAAUAUAAAUAAUCAUUGGAGAAAAGGAGCAGGAGUACUUCCUUUAAAUAUGCUUUACAAUGCACCGUUAAAAAGUCUAGAGAAUGUAGAUGCUAUUAUACUCGAGUUUGACGAACCAGAAAAAGUAGAACCAGAGACUCAAAAGAUAAUGAAAGGGAAAAGAUACCAAUAUAUGUAUCAUGUGGAAUCAAUUGUAAGAGAGGUUUCUAUAGAAGAGACGGAAGGAGAAAAAACUCAAGAGGAAGCGGUAUUAAAGUUUAACUUGACAAAUGAAGGUACACUCAGUGUUUAUAAAGACAAAGCUAUUUUAAGGGAUAGGUUAGGAAACAAAGUAAAUGAGUUAUUUUUUGAUUCAGGAAAUCAAAAAAAUGAGUACCAAAGCAAGGAGACGGAAAAACUUCUUAGAUCAGAUCCAAAGGAUGAAGGCAGUGAAAAACAAGGUGAAAAUCAAUCAAAGCACAGAAAGUUGAUAUCUUCCAAUUCCCAUAAACACUCUGCAUCUCAUUCUUUAAAAACUCAAAGUGGUUAUAUGGCAGCCGUUUGCAAAUAUGGAUGUGGAGAAAUGGGAGUUACCUAUCCGUACUAUUAUCGACCCUUCUUUGGAUAUGGGUUUCCUUUGCUGGGAACUGAACCAUACUUCCAAAGUGGAUAUGGUGGAAAUGUUGAAACUGCUAUGAAUAAUAAUAUGUUCAAUCCUGAGUCCGCGAGUCCUCGUCCUCCAGGUGUACAGGCAACUCCACAAACAUCACCAUUCGCAAUGGGCGAAAACCCAUAUAGUUAUCCAUAUUCAUCCAGCCCAGGAGGAGGAUAUUAUUAUUACUAUAACUACUAUCCUCCCCCUCCAAACCUAGCAGAACCAUUCCCUUACUAUCAAGAUAACUACUUUUUUGUCCCACAGAAUAUUACAGAUGAACAAUAA